CUACAGUAACAUACUAGCUACUGUUGUUGACAUUAGCUAGCUUGACGUUCAAAAUGGCGGACACUGGGGCGUCACGUGACCCUGUGACGUCAGGUGAAAUACCUCAAUAGUUACGAGAUGGUUUUCCCUGCCAUCCUCCAGACAUCCACGACGUGAUCUCUGCUGUGUGAGGGUAAUAUCGGUACAUUGCACGUCCCCAUUUAUACUGACUAAUACAUGCGUACUUGCGCGGCCUGAACUGAAGCUGCGCUCGUACACCUACAAGCACACAUGCCACUCACGCUUGGAGAGAGCCGGGACUACCUUUAGCUGCACUCUCCGCGCAGACUCAAACCGUGCCCGCCUCAGCAUACUGCAACAGAGCUCACACAGAACAUUCUUACUCAUACUGACACUGUUUAUUGCCCUUUUGAAUGUCUGUGAAAAGAAGGAUAUAGCCUAAUGUCUGGAAAUUGAUAUUGUUUUGAGAAAACAAAUGUUUUUUUUUGUAAACUGGAUGAUUAUUUUGAAUGCUACCUUGUCUUGAGAGAGACAUCAAGGGGAUGCCUUUUGUUCCAUUGAUAUGGUUCAUUGAUAUAAGUGAAUGUCAUUUGAGUUGAAUGUUAUAUGUGAAGAGAAUUCAUUCAGUGAAGUUUAUUUUGAAACUAGUUUAAAGUACCACCUCCCAUAAGUGUAUGGUUAAAAAUGACCUGUGUUAUGGUAUAGUAAAUGAAAGAAAGGUUUGGUUUACUGACAGUUGGCGGUAAUAUAGUUAACAGUGGAAGUACUCCUUUGUUAAAAGAAACAUUGAUCUUUAUUUUAUUUUAUUUUUUUUAUUAUCUUUCUAAAACAAAGCUCUGCUACAAAGGGGCUAUAGACCCUGUAAUCAUUUUCUUUAAUCAUCCCGGUAAUAAAUGUUACUAUUGUUUAUUACUUUAGCGUCGGGCUACUUAUCUGGGGGUAGGGGCGCCUCACCUGUUCAGCUGGAUUGGGAAAGUAGGGAGUGGUGCCGAGUCGAUUUAGUACUCACCUUUUACACACUACACACACUUCAGGCAGCCACCGGACACUCUACAUAUCCUGAAGCCCACUUUACCCUAUCUAAGUAAGUCAGUGCCAGGGCCAGGCUGCUGAACAGGAGACAACCUGCUCAUAUUUUUGAACACUGAGGCUAAAGGCAUUGAGCGAGGAGGACUUGGAUCCUGUCCUGCUCAGUCCACCCCAGACUUAAGUAUUUGGUAACCCCUACAAGGCGGCGGCAAUACCCCCGACCGCCACAUAUAUCAUACAGUUGUACCGUGUUUAUCACUGAGAUAUACUGUAAUCAGAUUUACAGUAUACCUGUUAUUUUUAAUAUAGUCUCCUGUAAACAGGUUUAUAUUAAAACUGUUAUUUUUAAAGCAAAUUACCGUAAACAGGUUUAUAAUUUAAUUAUUUUUUUAAACAAGUUAAAAAUAUCUGUUUUUUUCAUAGUAAUUUACCGUAAACAAAAAUAGUUCUCUACUGUGAAAUUAACGGUUGUCAAAAGAACAUACCGUAAUGUCUCGUACAUUGUGACUGUAUUUUUUUAUGGUGAAAUUCUUGUAACCACAGCUGCCGGUAUUUUACCGUAAAUUCUACAGGUUUUUUUUACGCAUAUCAUUUUUAAGCCUUAUGUUCUGUUUGGGUCUAAAGAUCCCACUUUGGUAUUUGGGGAAAGUGUUAAACUGUUUAUUGCUCAGCUCUGAGUGACAUCAGUGAGUCUGGGAUUCACAAAGUUAGAACUGAGAUGAAGAUCAAAUCUACUUGGUGUGUAGAGAUGAACUGGGACAGUGGGAGAUGGAUUUUUUUGGGGGGAGGUUUGGAACCCGAAUAAGAAAAUGUUGGAUUAAUACACAGAAGAAACAGAUCACAGCUUGGUUCAGGUUUGAUGGUUUCGAUUUCCUUUCCCACCCCACCUACUGGCACGUCGUCAAAAGUGCAACAACAACAACAACAGGCCUCAGUCAAGAGUGUGAGUGGAGCAUUCCUGGCUGGAAUUCCCCUUCACGUCAGCUGUCACCUUUACACCUGAUUUCCCUUUUCUUUCUCCAGCACACCUGAGAAAUUCACGAAACAGAAACUAACUGUGCUGUUGUAACUAAUAAUUAAAAGUAAACGUUUUCCUUUUUGCCUCACACAGGAAACUUCCAAAGAGAGAGGAGCGAACCGCCAUGCUGAAGCACUCUGAGCUCUGAGAGCACAAAUAUCCAGAGACAGUAUUUACUGCCAAUAAACACAAAUUCCUGCUUAAACUCUCCUCUGUCUCUGUUCCUGCUUUUAGAAAAUAGUUAUUCAACAACACGUGGGAAUGUAGAAAGCUUUAGUAAGUGCUUUCUCCAGCUCAGGGUGGACAUGGAGUUUAUACUGGGAACACUGGGUGUUUAAUGGUACAAUAAAUUCCAUGCACCUUCUCAACAUGGAUUUAUUUCUAUAAAGGAUUUUAUGGAAUCACAUUCAGCCUAGUUAUUGGACUCAUGGCGCUUUCUGUUCAUAAAGCUCCAACUCACAGAACACAUUAUAUUCAAGUUAACAUCAUUUAUAUCUCACACACUGUAUUUCAAGAAGUGGUGCCAAAAAUAAUUCACGGUCCUCUGAGUGACACUUUGGGCUUUUUUCAUUUCGCAGAAACACAAACUGUGAACACACCUGUAAAAGAUCACCUGACACCAAAUGAGUCACUGAUAUGAUACAGAUAGUGCUGUGAAACCGGCAUGUUUAUUUCUGUUAUUCUUUAAAUUUUCAACCCUGCCUGUACCUAGUAGGUGAUGUACUGUAGAUAUGAUCAGAUCCUUAGAUAAAGUGCUACUUGGGACAUAUUUUUUAACGAUGCCUUCAGAUCUUUCCUCCAGCGUGGUUAUUUUCAUUAUUACAUUAUUAUAUUCUCAUUUCCUCCCUGGAUAAUCGUACUGAGCUGCUGCUGUAAUCAUUAAGACUAUCCUGUACUCAUCCCAGGACUUUUAAUACAGUGACUCUUAAUAAUCCGCUCAUUCUGAACACUGUUUCAACACUGCCGUCAUCUCAGGGAAGUUUUCACCUCACUUACUGUUGUCCCUUGCUCAUCAGGGAGCUGAAUCCACAUCCAGAUCGAUGAGCUAAAUGAUUUAUCUUUUAUUUAUUGCCUAUAUGAGCAGGGAUUUGCAUGUAGCAAAUAAAGCCGAGCGAAAUCUCAUGCCUGGUUUAGAGAUACAGUUCUGUCCAAAAGUCCUAGGCACAUAUAAAGAAAUGCUGUCGACCAAAAAUGGCUUCAAAAUGAUGAAAUGAAAUGUUUCAACAUUAAAGAAUGCUAUAAACAGUAAGCAGUAAGCCAUAAUAAAUCAACAUAUAGUAACAAAGUCAAUAUUUGGUGUGAGACGACCCUUUGCAGGCUCCAGCUUACCAGCAACCCUGUAGAACAGGAUAAGCGGCUACAGAUAAUGGAUGGAUGGAUGACCCUUUGCUUUAAGAAAAAUAGUAGUCUCAUGUCCAAUGAGUGCAGUUUUAUAAGGAAAUGAGCUGUAGUGAGCAUGUACUGAGCAUCUUACAGAACCAGCCACAGUUCUUCUGGACACUUUGACUGCCACAUUCGGUUCUUCAUUUUGCAACAAAACUCAAUAGCUUUCAUUAUGUUUUCUUUUUUAAUCUGAAAAGUGCUCUCUUAUGGAAUAUGCUGCUCAGAUACAAACUUUACAUGAAAAUAAAUGUUUAAUUAUUUGCUUGGGGGAAACCCCCCACACAUGAAUGUUUGGACCUCAAAAAUGUUUUUGUACUGAUUCAAUAAUGUAAAAGUCCAUCCAUCCGUCCGUAACCGCUUAUCCUGUGCAGGGUCGCAGGAGCCUAUCUCAGCUGACUAUAGAUGAGGGGUGCAGUACACCCUGGACAAGUCACCAGGUCAUCGCAGGGCUGACACAUAGAGACGCGUAAUCAUUCACAGUCAAUUUAGAGCCACUAAUUAGCCUAACCUGCAUAUCUUUGGACUGUGAGGGAAACCAGAGCACCCGGAGGAAACCCACACAGACAUGAGGAUCUGCAAACUCUACACAGAAGGCCCUCACUGGCCACUGGGCUUGAACCCAGAAACUUCUUGCUGUGAGGUGACAGUGUUAACCGCUACACCACCCCAUCUCAGUCAUAAACUAGAAACUUAUCUCUCAUUAAUUAUCUCAUCUCAUUAUCUCUAACCACUUUAUCUUGUUCUACAGGGUCGCAGGCAAGCUGGAGCCUAUCCCAGCUGACUACGGGCGAAAGGCGGGGUACACCCUAGACAAGUCGCCAGGUCAUCACAGGGCUGACACAUAGACACAGACAACCAUUCACACUCACAUCUACGGUCAAUUUAGAGUCACCAGUUAACCUAACCUGCAUGUCUUUGGACUGUGGGGGAAACCGGAGCACCCGGAGGAAACCCACGUGGACACGGGGAGAACAUGCAAACUCCACACAGAAAGGCCCUCGCCGGCCACAGGGCUCGAACCCAGACCUUCUUGCUGUGAGGCGACAGCGCUAACCGCUACACCACCGUGCCACCCCUUGAUCCAAUCAAUAUUUAAUUUAAUUUUCAAACAUAUUUUUGUUAGUAUUGUUUAUUGUUGCUGUUGAUGAUUACUGUACAGCUAGGCCUAAAAAUGCAUUCUCAUAUAUAUUUUUUUUAAAUUAAGAUUAAAAGUUUCUAAAUUCUUACGACCCUUUUUUAAUUGCUUUUUUGUUGACAGAGAUUGUGAAAGUCCGUGCAGUUGCAUUCUCAGCGACACUGAGACGCUGUGGGGGAAAUGUUUCAGCAGCAGCUGUUUUGCUGAGUUGUUUUGUUCUGUUGUGUUUCUGCUGCAGCUGAUUUUCGGAAAUCAAAAGUAAACUGAGUCAACAUUCGAAAAAGAAAACAUAACGGAGGCUGGCCUGUGCGCUUCUCCCAUUGGCUGGGAUUGACUCACACGCUCAUCUUCCAUUGGUUGUUAUUCCAGCACGGGGCGUGGCUAUUGGGCUAUAUUAUGAGCCGCACUCAGCUGUCCAGGAGGAGUGUGUGGGCUUGUUCUGUUCCUCGACGACGAGAAGAGAGAAAGAAAAGAAAACCUUUUGAGCAGAAAUACUUACGUCAUUUAUUUAGAAGAUCAUUAAGGACUGGAUAAGAUGGAGCUCAGCAUUAAAGUCCUGAGUGGAGACACGUGGACCAUCUUUGUGAAGCCAAAUAACACUAUUGGCGAACUCAAGCAACAAAUUGGCCGACUCUUUAAAGCAAGACCUUCACGGCUGAAGCUUUCCAUCACCAAUGGACAAAUCUUGCGGCUAGACCAUGAUCAGAAGACGGUGAGCGAUUACGGGCUGAGUUCAGGAUGCACCGUGAUGCUGCUGAUCUCCACGACCCCCGUGCCCUUUCAGGUGUUCGUGAAGAACGAGAACAGACAGACAAAAACAUACGACAUCACUGAUGAUGAGACUGUUGAUCAGUUGAUGGCAAAGAUCCGCCAGAAAGAAGGAACACCAGUAGACCAGCAGCGGCUGAUCUACAGAAGCCGACAGUUCGACUCUGGCAGGAAGCUGCAGGAUUACAACAUUGUUUCUGGAAGCACUAUUCACAUGACCCUCCGUCUGCGUGGAAGCUGAUGGGACACAAACACCUGAAGAUCAUUUCAGCUUUAAAAUAAAAUCUGUUUAGCACAAUUUAGUGUUGCAUGUGUUACAGAUACAUAAAUAUUUUAAAGUUCCUUCGUUCUAAUUGCACUUGACUGAAUCUCUUUUUUGGAUGUGGUGUUCUAGUGUUUUCACAGUAUUUUUCUCUAAUCCUAUUCCUAAUUUUUUUUUUUUAUAUCUGUAAAAACUUUCCAAUAUUAGCAGGAUUGUAUUAGGUUUGUUUGCAAUAUGCAGUACUCUGAAUUCUAUGUCAAUUUAUAUAAUUGCUGUUUGCACCAACACCAAGGCCGGAUUAACUAUAUGGGCCUGCGGCACAGUGCCCAGGGGCACUACCCACUCACAGCCAGUGGGGGGGCACCACAUGACAGAAACUUUAAAAAUAUUUUUCGUGAAUGUUUGUACACUUUAAAUGGUUAUACACUUGACAUUGUUAAAUAGUCAUAUAUAAUUCAUUAUGAACACUAAUUUCAUAAGAACAACAACAAUAAUCAUAAUUCUGAGCAAGAAUGGCCUGUGUGACCAUUAACCCCCCUUUCCUCAACCUGUCAGUUGAGCCAGUCCACCUACAGUGAAAUGCAUCAAUUUUUUAAAAACCGCGGUAGAAAUGAGAAAUGGACAGACAUCAAUUGAGUGGUUGUGCGAAGAGAAAAUUAAAAACAGAGAAAGACUCCAGGCGUGUAGCUGCAAUUAAAAAUAUUCCAGUGUUAGAUCGUUUUUUUUUAUAAAAACAUCGACAACUGCUGUCACUACCAGCGCUGAAGCCGAAUCUAGUAAAAUCAGCGAUGCUAGUGAGGGAGAUGGCCCUGCUAGCACUAGCCGGGGAGAUGCUACAACCACAGCCAGUGUUAGCCGAAGGGUCGGUGACGACGAGGAUCCCCUUGAGACAUACAAAUAUAUGCUGCUCAUUUUUGAAUAAGACAUUUCAAUAUGCCUACAUGCAUAUCGUUGGUUGUUUUCAGUGAAUUUGAUGGGCUGAUGUAGCCUACUUAAUACAUUUUCAAUGAGGAAGAAUGACCUUCUUUAUGUGUACUAUUGUUUAUGUAUAUGCUACUGUUUUUGACAGCAAAGGGCAAGGUUUGUGAGUGUGUGCAGGAGGUUACUGAACGCGUGCGC
Messenger RNA from Neoarius graeffei (lesser salmon catfish), 6714 nucleotides. RefSeq lists its product as uncharacterized. Gene Ontology annotation, cellular component: nucleus; cytoplasm. The coding region runs from base 5101 to 5574 and encodes 157 amino acids. The transcript is spliced from 2 exons. The record is from RefSeq and is a predicted model, not a curated record. Gene Ontology annotation, molecular function: ubiquitin protein ligase binding; protein tag activity. Gene Ontology annotation, biological process: protein ubiquitination; modification-dependent protein catabolic process. Lineage: Eukaryota; Metazoa; Chordata; Actinopteri; Siluriformes; Ariidae.